Peniophora sp. CBMAI 1063 is the source of this 693-nucleotide messenger RNA. NCBI's taxonomy places the organism in Eukaryota, Fungi, Basidiomycota, Agaricomycetes, Russulales, Peniophoraceae. The record is from the annotation of a GenBank genome assembly.
AUGAGCCCCAAUGUAUAUCCUCAACUUCAGUUCUGGGAUAUGAUGAUUGCACAAUUCCGCUCUGCAGUUUUGCAUUUCGACCCUGCUGGUUACCAUGUAGAUAUACAGAAAGCAUUUUACUCUGAGCUGCGCUUCUUACGUGCCGUAGUAGGCGACAGCCGCUUGCGAUAUGGAGUCCUUCCUCCCGUCUCCGAGUUUAUGAGAAGAGCACAGCAUACUAUUGUCAAUGGUCCGGAGGGCGAUUGGGUCGGCUUACGGAAGGCGGCAGCGGAGGCGCGGAGGGCCGGGGACGCGGAGGCGGAUGCCUCUGUCGGCUGGACAACCUCCGCCUUCCCAGCAUGGUGGGAACAAUAUGACCACGCAUUCAUGUUAACGGGGAAGGGAAAGGGAGAGACAACGUGGGACACGUGGGAUCUUUGUGAGUACAUCGCAACGAAGUCUGGUAACGAGCUGGGCCUGCCUGAAGAUGGGCCAUUAGAGGGCAAUCUUGCAAGUUUUAUGGCCACCAUUGCACACUUGCACGCUGAGAUACACAGCCUCCAUCUCGCGCAGACCCGUGAGACAACAUUUAUUGCGCGGAUGGAAGAAGAGAUGGGAGCGGCAGUUGUUGCGGAGGCCGGACGCGGAGCGGAGGCUGGACAUGCUGUGGAUGCGGGACGGGUUGCGGAUGGUGGAGCGAAUGCAGCGAUGUGA